CACACAAAAGCAAUAAAGAGAAAGAAAAGCAAAAAAAAAAGCAAAAACACAAACACGAACACAGUCAGUAGAAAUGUAUCAAGAUCCCCGGCAAGGCGUUGGAGGCGGUGGUGGAUCUGCGCCACACGGAAUCAUACUGGUCGUCGUCGUUGCACUGGUAGUGCUCGUUCCGUUCUUCAUCGGAGACGGUGGUGAAGCCAUUACGGAUGCGAUCGCAGAGCUUCUGAGUCCGGUGGGACUUCUGUUGCUUCCCAUCAUCCUCCUCCUCAUCAUCCAGUUCCUCUCCUCGGAACGCGGUUCCUUCGUCUCGGCCAUUUUCUCAACCGGGGAACCCGACUCCAUUCACCGGGUUAGCGGAUCUCCCGUCGGCGUCGCUCUCUUCCUCGUACUUAUCUUGUUCUUACUCUACAACCGCUUCUCCAUCUUCGGUGGAGAUGAUGACUCCGAUGACUGAUGCGACGUCACGUCGUGUUUUCAGAUCUAGUUUUUUUCCCUCUUUUUAAUUCUUUUUUGGAAAAAAAAAAAUAUGAAAUAAAUUUAUAUUUUUAAUUCGAUUUUUCUAUAAAAAAAAUUGUUUUUCGUUUUAUUUUGUUUGACAGUUGAAGUCAAACAACUACUGUACACACAGCAGUGUUUCCAUGUAAUGUAGGUAUUGCACGUGAGACUCACGUGUCAUUGCACUGAUCAGGUUUGUAUUAUG
Capsella rubella is the source of this 700-nucleotide messenger RNA. RefSeq lists its product as uncharacterized. NCBI's taxonomy places the organism in Eukaryota, Viridiplantae, Streptophyta, Magnoliopsida, Brassicales, Brassicaceae. Bases 74 to 454 code for a protein of 126 amino acids. The transcript has a single exon. The record is from RefSeq and is a predicted model, not a curated record.